Messenger RNA from Condylostylus longicornis, 1309 nucleotides. RefSeq names its product probable malonyl-CoA-acyl carrier protein transacylase, mitochondrial (gene beg). Lineage: Eukaryota; Metazoa; Arthropoda; Insecta; Diptera; Dolichopodidae. Gene Ontology annotation, molecular function: transferase activity. The coding region runs from base 69 to 1232 and encodes 387 amino acids. The transcript has 3 exons. The record is from RefSeq and is a predicted model, not a curated record.
UCUCCUUAUAAAAAUAUAAAAAUUUGAUCUUUUAUCUUGCAUUUUUAGAAAAAUUACUUUAUUGUAAUAUGUACAAAUUAUUUUCCCGAAAUAUACAUAGAACAUCAUUAUUCCAAUGUGAUAAUAAAUCGGAAAAAAUUAAAUCUUUACUAGAAUCUGCAGUAAUUGGAUCUGAUAUUAAGCCAACAAGUCCAGAGAACCAAUGGUCAACUUUACCAUAUGCGGAGGGAACGGUUCUCAAAAGAGAUCAAAAAUUGAAAUCUAUUAGACCAGCAAGAGAUCCAAGGGAAUGUUCGAUAAUUCUUUUUCCAGGGCAAGGUUCACAAUAUGUAGGAAUGGGAAAAAAUUUACUCAGUUGUCCCGGUUCAAGAGACAUUUUUGAAUUAGCUAAUCAAGUUUUAAAUUACGACUUAUUGAAAAUUUGUCUUGAAGGUCCAAAAUCAAAAUUAGAUAAAACAAGUUAUUGUCAACCUGCAGUUUUUGUAUCCUCACUGGCAGCGGUCGAAAAACUACAAGAGGAAAGACCAAACGCAAUUGAAAAUUGUGUGGCAACAGCUGGAUUUAGUUUAGGAGAAAUAACAUCUUUGGUUUUUGCUGGUUCAAUACCCUUUGAUAAAGCUUUAAAAUUGAUACAAGUCAGAGCAGAAGCUAUGCAAAUGGCAUGUGAGAUGAGCGAAGGUGGAAUGGCAACUGUAUUAUUUGGACCAGACUCAGAAAUAGGUGCAGCAUGUAAUAAAGCUACACAAUGGUGCCUUGAGAAAGGAAUUGAAAAACCAUAUUGUCAAGUUUCUAACUAUUUAUAUCCGCAUUGUAAAAUAGUUGCUGGACAUAUGGAAGCAUUACGAUAUUUAGAAACUAAUUCAAAAUUAUUUAAAAUUAAAAGAAUAAAACGAUUAGCUGUUAAUGGUGCAUUUCACACACCUUUAAUGGAAUCAGCCGUUGAACCGUUUAGGAAAGCACUUAAACAAAUUCCAAUUGAGGAUCCUUUAAUAAGUGUACACUCAAAUGUUGAUGGAAAACGAUAUAAAAAUGCCGGUCAUAUUCUUAAACAACUUCCUCAGCAGAUUGUAAAACCAGUAAAAUGGGAACAAACAUUACAUAUUUUAUAUGAAAGAGAUCAAGGCAAACAUUUUCCAAGAACUUUCGAAUGUGGACCUGGAAAAGGUCUUAAAGCCAUAUUAAAGCAAGUGAAUGCUAAGGCAUGCGAUUCAGCAACUAAUAUAGAAGCUUAAGGAAGUUUUAGUUUGUUGUUAGGUUUUACAAAUUUUAUAUAAUAUAAAAAUAAAAAAAUUUUUAUAACAUUUACAUA